GCCUGGAGAAUCCCAGGGACAGCAGAGCUUGGUGGGCUGCGUCUUUGGGGUCACACAGAGUCGGACACGACUGAAGCGACUUAGCAUAGCAUCCAUAGCAUUCUGACCAUAGGAACUGGGCCUGUAGUGUAUUCAGGUAUGGUGUCUUAAGGGCUGAAAACCCUAAAUCCUAGUGCAAGAGCUAGUUUAAAUUGUACAGCCUCGAUAACUGAGCUAAGGGAAUCAUGAAACCAUCAUGAUGUCAUGAAAUGCUCAAGAACAAUGAGCACUGUAUAGAAAAGAAUCAUUCAAAGUAAAAUGAAACCCAUAUGAGGAAAUCCAGUGCCAUUAUAUAAUCAACAGACGUAACAAGUAGGAAAUUCCCACCCAAGGAAAUAGAAUUAAUGGAGCAAUCUGAAAUGGAAUUUCAUGUUUGUUUACAAUUUUCAAAAAGAUAAAAGGAGGGAAUAAAAUCCUUAAAAGACAAACAGAAAAUUAUUAACAUGAACAGCCCCAUGAAAAAGAAACAGCUAAAGGGGCCUGACAAUGAAAACUACAGUAAUUGAAGUUCUAAUGCCCAGUAAAUUGCAAAAGCUGUCAACUGGACAAACUGAAAAGAGAAUUUGUGAGUUGAAAGCUAGAAAUGAGACUGAUCACAAAAUGCAGGACAGAAAUGCAGUGUUGGAAACUAGGGAGACAGCAUGGAUUGACAAGGUCCACUCUAGGUCCAAUAGGAACUCUAGAAGAAAGUUGGAAGAGACAGGAAAUAAAGAGAUACUACUAAGAAAUUUCCAGACUUGAAGAAAGACAUAUGCCUUCAGAUUGAAGAAGUUUAUGAAGUGCUGAAUAAAUCGACUUCUAGUUAUAGUAAAAUUACAGAAUGUGAAGGAUAAAGAGGCAGUCUUAAAAACUACGGGAGAGAUUGCCCAAGAUUACCCACGAAAAAUGAUAACCCGAUGAGAAUUGACUUCUCUACAACAAUAGAAGCUGAUAAACUACAGUACAAGUGCUGAGAGAAAGCUGUUGUCAAAGAAGAUUUCUAUAUCCAGCAAAACUCAUUCCAAAGUGAAGAUGAAAUAAAGAACCUUUUUACACAUAUGGAACCUAGGGCAGUGGUCCCCAGCAGUUUUGGCACCAAGGACCAGUUUCAUAUAAGAUGGUUUUUCCAGGGACUGGGAGUGAGGGGAAUGGUUUUAGAAUGAUUCAAGCAUAUUGAAUUUAUUAUUCACUUUACUUCUAAUCUGUGGCAAUCUCAGGCUAUUCUGCCUUGACUUUAGGUUAGGAUUUGUGCUCCCGUGAGAAUCUAAUGCCACUGCUGAUCUGAUAGGAAGCAAAGCUCAGGUGGUCAUGCGCGCAGUGGGGAGCGGCUGCAAAUACAGAUGGAGCUUCACUCACUCACUUGCCCUCUACCAGUCACCUCCUGCUGUGCAACCUGGUUCCUAACAGGGAGUUGGGGACCCCUGACCCACGGUAUCAAGAAUAAAUUUGGAUGAAAGUUACAGACUACCCAACUAAUAGUGGCUAACCAGUAAUAACUAGCAAAAAAAUCUGGGGGUGAAAGAUUCCAGAAUGGCUAAGUGUUUGAUAAUGAUUUAGCAUUUAUGUAAGUCUCACAGUCUCAAGAUGGCCACUUUAGAAGCAGGAAAGGAAGUGGCAGGAGAAAAUGGGCCACCUUGUUUGCUUCUUUUUUUAUCAGGGAAGAAAGUCUUCCCCAGGGACCCUUCUAGAGAAUUCCUCUCAGAUUUCACUGGUCUGUGUACUAGGUCUUAGACUUACUGCUACUUCAGUCACUGGCAGAAAGGGAUCAGAAUCCUGGGACUGGCUUGGACCACCAGCCGUUAUCUCCUGGGACCAAGCAUUUGGUCACAAAGAUUUGCUCACAAAUCUUGGGGUUAUCUUAUUAAGGAAGAUAAGGCAAGGCAUGUUUCCCGUGGAUCUUAGUUCCCUGACUAGGGAUCGAACCUGCAUCCCCUGCAUGGGAAGACACAGUCAUAACCACUGGCCCACCAAGGAAGUCCCCCUUUCUUUUUUUCAUUAUACUUUUGUGGUUAUUCGGAACUGGCUAAAACCCUCCUUUUUCUUGAUUGGAGGGACCAGAGUAAGGUAGCAGUUUUUUUGUUUUGUUUUUUUGGUAGCAGUUUCUUUUGUCUUGUGCAUAAGAUACAUGAUGGCAGCUUUUUCCAAUGGCCAAGGAAGAAGAGGCAGUGGUUGGAUCUUCCACACAUGGUCCUAUGGCAGCGUGUACAAAGCUAUUCAUAAAGAGACCGGUCAGAUUGUUGCUAUUAAGCAAGUUCCUGUGGAAUCAGACCUGCAGGAGAUAAUCAAAGAAAUCUCUAUCAUGCAGCAAUGUGACAGCCCUCAUGUAGUCAAAUAUUACGGCAGUUACUUUAAGAACACAGACUUGUGGAUAGUGAUGGAGUACUGUGGGGCUGGUUCUGUAUCUGAUAUCAUUCGAUUACGAAAUAAAACGUUAACAGAAGAUGAAAUAGCUACAAUAUUACAGUCAACACUUAAGGGACUGGAAUAUCUUCAUUUUAUGAGAAAAAUACACCGAGAUAUCAAAGCAGGAAAUAUUUUGCUCAAUACAGAAGGUCAUGCAAAACUUGCAGAUUUUGGGGUAGCAGGUCAACUUACAGAUACCAUGGCCAAGCGAAAUACAGUGAUAGGAACACCUUUUUGGAUGGCUCCAGAAGUGAUCCAGGAAAUUGGGUACAACUGUGUAGCAGACAUCUGGUCAUUGGGAAUAACAGCCAUAGAAAUGGCUGAAGGAAAGCCUCCAUAUGCUGAUAUCCAUCCAAUGAGGGCCAUCUUCAUGAUUCCUACCAACCCACCCCCCACAUUCCGAAAGCCGGAACUGUGGUCAGAUAGCUUCAUGGAUUUUGUGAAGCAGUGUCUUGUCAAGAGCCCCGAGCAGAGAGCCACAGCCACUCAACUCCUCCAGCACCCGUUUGUCAAGAGUGCCAAAGGAGUGUCCAUACUGCGGGACUUGAUUAAUGAAGCCAUGGACGUGAAGCUGAAACGCCAGGAGGCCCAGCAGCGGGAGGUGGACCAGGAUGAGGAAGAGAACUCUGAGGAGGAUGAGCUAGAUUCUGGCACGAUGGUCCGAGCAGCAGGGGAUGAGAUGGGCACUGUCCGAGUAGCCAGCAGCAUGAGUGACGGGGCCAAUACGAUGAUCGAGCACGAUGACACGUUGCCGUCCCAGCUGGGCACCAUGGUGAUCAACACGGAGGACGAGGAAGAGGAAGGCACGAUGAAAAGAAGGGACGAGACCAUGCAGCCUGCCAGACCGUCGUUCCUUGAAUACUUUGAACAAAAAGAAAAGGAAAAUCAGAUCAACAGCUUCGGCAAGAGUGUCCCUGACCCAUUGCAGAACUCUUCAGAUUGGAAAGUUCCCCAGGAUGGAGACUAUGAAUUCCUGAAGAGUUGGACGGUGGAAGACCUUCAGAAGAGGCUCCUGGCCCUGGACCCUAUGAUGGAGCAGGAGAUUGAGGAGAUCCGGCAGAAGUACCAGUCGAAGCGGCAGCCCAUCCUGGACGCCAUUGAGGCCAAGAAGCGGCGGCAGCAGAACUUCUGAGGGCGGCCCGGCCCCAGGCCGCCAGUGAACUCCGGCUCACUCGCCCCUCCAUCUCGCCUCCCUCCUUUCUCCAGAGCCCCCUCUGUGAACUCAGGAACCAAGAAAGUGCGCCACCGGCCAGGGCUGCAGAGCCAGUCAGCACGCCGCCCUGCUGUGUGUAUUUGAAGUGGACAGGUAUAUAUAUAUCAUUUCCCAGGACUCAUGUGGGCGCUUUGAACCUCAGACUUUCCCACACCAGAACCAGAGACUCCUCGUCGAGUGAGAGCUGGGAAGGUGUCACGUGGUUCUUUGUUUUUCUUCUCCCAGUAGCUUUCAGUGGUUCUUUCUGGAAGACUUUUUUUAAAAAAUAUAUAAAUAUGCACAUAUAUAUAUAAAUUAUAACUAGAUUCCCCACGUGGUGUGGUGGCAUCUCUGUACAGGUACAGUUUUAAAACAGUUGCCUCUUUUCUGUAAGAUGACGGUACUGUGGAACACGAGGGCAGAGGACACCAGGAGGCUGUGGGGGCCCUCCAGCCCCUGGAGCCGGCCUCACCCUCCGGCUGGGCUGUGCUGAACAGAUGAGGUCGGGGUCAGUCCCUUCGCCACGCUUUCAGCCUUACGCGGGCCACCCCUGGCUUCCAGAGCUAUUAGUGAUGUCCUGGGAAAGACAAUUUGCAUUGGCUUUCUGAGUCUCAGGAGAAGCCUGGCGCCCUCCUUGCGAGCUUGGCCUUUGCAGUUUCAACACCCUUCAUCCACCUCCGCUCUCCCAACUGCCCAGAGUCACAGCACAGACACUGCCUAGUGCCUUAAGAGGAGAUGUGAUCCAAGCGAGGGCACAGGCCUACUCGGAACCCCCAGCAAAGUGGGGCUGCAUUCAGUCCGCAAAAGGGGAAAAGGCUUUCCAAGUUCUCGUCAUUCACGUGAAGAGGACACCCAUGGCAUUUUGCUCCAUGUUCCUUACAGACAGGGGUAGGGGGUGUUGCUUUCGUGACCCACAUUCAAACAUGUGACUGUUUUCUUUUCUCAUUUUACUGCUUGGGGUCUGGAAAGGGUAAAUGAAUAUCAGACUAAGAUUUGUCCUCCAGGAGACUCAACCCAGAUGUGUAGGAUGCCAAAGCUGGAAGGGACCAUAUAGAUAUCACCUGGCCUGAUGGCGGCCCAGAGCAGGGAAGUGACAUGGCCCAAAUCACAAAGCAAAUGAAAGGAAGCACUGGGACUGGAUGGUGGGGCCCCUCACUCCUGCUUCACUGGGCCAAGCAGCCCCUUCUCUGAAGGAAGACGCUCAUGUCCAUUUUGGUAAAGUUCCAAGGAACCCUGCUAAUGGGAAUUUGCCUGGCUUUGUCUCUUCAGUAGGCGACUGGCUGUGAAGAGAUUCCCACGGGGAGCCAAGAUCAUUCAGUUUCAGCCAUCCCACAAGCUCUACUGCAUCUGCCGGGUAGCACAUGAGCAUCACACAGGUAGACGCAGAGCCUAAAGCAGGUCAGAGGGUUUUGCAACCGACAGCGCUGAGCCAUCCCUCUGCAGCUUUGGCUCUAGGCCACGUGUCACUUAGUCACAUGGCCAAGAGCAGACAGUUGCGAAAGACAACUGCCUUUUUAUUUUUUAGAACCUCUUCCCCUCAGAUAGGGGAGCCAUGACUGGGUUGCACCUAAGGAUACUGUAAUUUGACUCCAUAGUUGCUCUUGCUGCCCAAACCUGGUAAUCAGUGGAGAGUCAGGGAUGUUCCUCUUCUGUGGCCAGAUUCUGUUCUUUGCAAUGACAGCAAGUUAUUGAAAAGGCAAGAGGCCAUUGCUGGUCUGCAGGGCUUGGCCAGUUAUGCAGCUACUUGGCAGAUACAGAGAACAGAGGAUAAUUUGAGGAUCCUGCUAUAAUAAUAAAUGGCAGCUAGCAAUCAUGACCACUUACUAUAUGCCAGGCACUGAGCUAGGUAGGUAGGCUCUUUAUGUCAGCUCCAACCUCCCCAAUAACUCUGUGAAUUAAGUAUUUUAUCUCCAUUUCAUAGAGGAUGAAGCAAGUUCAGAGAGAAAAAAAGUUCUUUCCAUAGGUGGUACAGCUAGUAAGUGAUAGAAUCAGGAUUCAUAGCAUCACCAUGUAGGACCAGUAUUUACAGGGAAUAGGAAAACCACAAGUCUUUUUUAAAAUUUUAUUUUAUUCACAUAUAGUUGAUUUACAGUGUUUUGUUAGUUCUGCUGUAUAGUAAAGUGACUCAGUUAUACAUCCUUUUUCAUACUCUUUCCCAUUGUAUUUUAUUGCAGGAUAUUGAAUAUAGUUCCCUCUGCUAUACAGUGAGACCUUGUUGUUUAUCCAACAAGCCUUCUUAAAAAUGAAGUGAUCACUUUUCUUGCACAGACUAAAAAACCCAGGCUGGCAUUUUUAGGUUGGGAAACCACUGAAUCAGUCAAAUCUGACAGUCAAGUGAGUUAAAAAACAAAGUAUGGAGCAUGAAUUUCCCUAUACCAUCUGCUGUGCUAAUUAACAGUCCUGCCUCAGUUUCCCUCUCUCUCUCCCUCCCUCCCUCUCUCUGUUUUUUAAAGGAUUUUGCACUUGGCCAGACAGGAGAGGAAUGCCCAUUUUCUCCCUUCCUAAGCUAGAUCCAAGUAAAAGAAGGUUCAGUUUUUCCCCAUAAAUAUUCCUGGGUGAUGAGUCUUGAUCUGAAGUUUAUUUUGUUUCAGCUCCUUGUGUGCAUCCACCAUGCUGGUCCAAAAAGUGCAUUGCUCUCCAGCUGAGCUAGACAGAGCCCUUUGGCCAGAAGUCAAUUUAUUUUGGAUGAGAUAGAUUUUCUGACAAGGUGUGUUUGUUUUUUUAUGCCAGAAGGCAGAGAAGUCAAUCCUAGUCAUUUUUCUCCUUGGAUACUAAAUUCACGAUAGGUCAGUUGGCUUCCUGUAGAGCCCUGAGCUUCAUCAUUUGUGACUCCAGCUUCCACGGGACUCUGGGCCUCUCACUUGUUCUCCCCUAAUUAACAAUGAUCCAGACCUAACUGUGUCUUUUAAAAAUCUCAGAUCCUCCAGUAAUAUCUUUAUUGCUUCCUCAUCAGUAAUUUUGCAGCAAAUUUCUAUUUUUAUUUUUCCUUGUCUGUUCUCCCAGCCACCAGUUGAUAGACAGAUGGACUGGUGGAUAAAUGUUUGGUGUGAUGGAUAGAUAGAUACAGACGACAGACAGAAUCAGUACUCUGAAGCAACUUAAGAACUAUGGCCUUGAUUCCUUGAAGCUGUAAGUUCUGAUCCAGGAAACAUUUAUUUUGCACCUGCUGCCAGAAAUUUAUUAUACCAUUUCAAACUCAAUAGCACUUACUGGUAUCAGGAAGUAGAGAGGUGAUACCAGUAUAGACCCUACAGAUAUUAAAAGGCUAAUAACAAUUUUAUGAACAGCUUAAAUAAAACAGACAAAUUCCUUGAAAGAUACAAAGUACCAAAUCUCACUCAAGGAGAAGGAGAUAAUCUGAACAGCCCAACAUCUACUAAAACUUAAUAUCUCUGAGAUACAGGUAUCUUUGUCCUCAUUUUACAGAAAAGGAAACUGAGGCUCCAAGAGGUAAAGUCUGUUGCUCAAGGUCAGGUAACUAGCAUACAGCAGAGCCAGAGUUCAUAUCCAGGUCUUUCCUUCCAGUGCCGUUUCUAGCAUACCAUGUUGCCUCUAAAGACUGCAGCUCCUUUUUCUUACCUGAAAAUUGUUCCUGCCCAGUGCACAUCCUAUCUGCCAUCUUUCUUAAGCACUGUGUCUGUGUUUUCAUCAGGAUUAUAGUCAUUGUAUUUGGAAUUGAUGUACUUUUUUGUGUUUGGGGGUGGGGGGCAGGGAGAAAAUCUCUUCCACCAGCUUGCACUCGGACCAACUUGGAAAAAAAAAGAAGCUUAAAUGCUGUUGCAGACGUACAACUUAAAAAUGUGAAGUUUGUAGCUUUAACUUUUUGUAACAAAAACUAAUAACACUGGCUUAAGUGCUGACUUGAAAUGCUAUUUUAUAAAGUUUGGAUGUAAAUAAUCAAUUGAGGUCAGCAGUUUGUAUAUGUAUGAGACAUAGCUUCCUCCAUUGCCCUUUUUUUUUUUAAAUUGAGAUGCUUCCUAUGUGCUUUUAUGUUAGAAUUGUUCUCCCUCCUUCCUCCUUCCUCCACUUUGUCACCUUUGUUUUAAAUAAACUGUCCUUUGGACCAGA
Bubalus bubalis (water buffalo) is the source of this 7681-nucleotide messenger RNA. RefSeq names its product serine/threonine kinase 4 (gene STK4). NCBI's taxonomy places the organism in Eukaryota, Metazoa, Chordata, Mammalia, Artiodactyla, Bovidae. Gene Ontology annotation, biological process: protein phosphorylation; intracellular signal transduction; protein tetramerization. The record is from RefSeq and is a predicted model, not a curated record. The transcript has 10 exons. The coding region runs from base 2144 to 3553 and encodes 469 amino acids. Gene Ontology annotation, molecular function: protein serine/threonine kinase activity; ATP binding. Gene Ontology annotation, cellular component: cytoplasm.